AACAAAAAAAUCAUCAUUUAUAGUGAGAAAAUUGAGAGAGACGCCUUUUUAUAGUGAGAAAAUCGACAGUGUUAAAAAAAAAAAAAAAAAAAAAUUAAAUUAAAGAAUUUAGAGCUGAAGAAAUGUACUAGAGAAGGAGAGGACGAUUUCUUUGAGUUUGUAGAGAGAGAGGACGAUCUCUUUGAGUUUGUAGAGAGAGAGACUCUUAAGAGCGGCAAUUAUGAUGGAUAAUACUCCAAAACUAUCAGUACCGGAGCAUAGUUGAUAAAAACUUCGCGUAUUUCAGUUUUCUGUCCUUUCAGCGAAGAUCAUUGAUUGCCUCAAAAAUUGCUCAAGCUAGUAGCCUUCUCUGUCAGGGUGACUGAUUUAAGAAAUCAGCGAAAGCUUAUUUCUUAUUUUGGAAUCCCUGGUUGAGAACUCAAAUAUUGUUUGGGAAAGAUGGUUCUCUCCUAGCAAAGUUUGUGAUUAACUAUUUACUGGAAUGAGCACAUAGUUUGUGCUGAUACAGCAUCCAUGAUACAUUCAUGUUUUUUCAUUCUGCGUUUUGUCCCAUUCUAGUUGGGCCAAAUGGAGAGAAAUAGGGGGAGAGGUACAAUAGAUCAACAUAAAACCUAUGAACAAGUUCGAUAUAAUUCUGUGGAAACCAGAAAUGAAGGACCCGGGUCUUCAAAUCAUAGAGUUUUUCAGGAUUCCUCUAGUUCCAUUAAUACAAACAUGCGACCUCCGGAUUUCAAUUUGCCAGUUGGUGCUAGACCUGUGCUGAAUUAUUCCAUUCAGACUGGUGAGGAGUUUGCUCUUGAAUUCAUGCGGGAAAGGGUGAAUCCAAGGCAGCAUUUCAUUCCAAAUGCGUCUGGUGAUUCAAAUAGUACAACUAACUAUACAGAUCUGAAGGGCAUACUAGGAAUUACUCAUGCAGGAUCAGAAAGUGGAUCAGAUAUCUCUAUGAUUACCUCAAUAGAAAAAGGCCGUGUCCAGGAGUAUGAGAGAAGGGGCUCGUCUGUACAUGAAGACAAAUCUUGUUAUGAGUCCACACGAUCAGUGCCACAGACCUCAUCAAGAAAUAACAUUAGUCAGGGAUCCCGUGGCUAUGCCUCUUUAGGGGUUUCUGAUAGCUCAUCAUCAACAAAGGUCAAGUUUCUCUGCAGUUUUGGUGGUAAAAUCCUGCCUCGUCCCAGUGAUGGAAAACUAAGGUAUGUUGGUGGUGAAACACGUAUAAUUCGGAUAAACAAGGGCAUUUCUUGGCAGGAGCUUAUGCAGAAAACAUUGACAAUCUGCAACCAAAUUCAUACAAUCAAAUAUCAGCUUCCAGGUGAGGAUCUUGAUGCAUUGGUGUCCGUUUCUUGUGAUGAGGAUCUACAAAAUAUGAUGGAAGAAUGUAAUGUGCUUGAAGAUGGGGGAUCACAGAAACUCAGGAUGUUUCUCUUUUCUAGUACUGAUUUGGAUGAUUCUCAGCUGGGUCUGGGGAGCAUGGAGGGUGAUUCUGAGAUUCAAUAUGUAGUUGCUGUGAAUGGCAUGGACCUAGGAUCAAGAAAAAACUCAAUUGGCUUGGGAAGCUCUUCAGGAAACAAUUUGGAUGAGUUACUCAGUUUAAAUGUUGAAAGGGAUAUCGGUGUUGUACCUUUGACAGCUGGUAUGCCUUCAUCAGCAAUACAAUCUUCUGAGCCGGUAUUGCCAAGUUUGUCUCAUGCUUACGGAUCCAAUCAACAGGCUUACCAUGGCCAGAUGGUGCAUCAAAGAGAAGCAGAACUGAAUCCAUUACCUACUGUCCACCCGAGAGAGAGCUUCCACGAUAUAGAUGGCAAACGUACUGUUCCAUUGCAAUAUGUUUAUGGUUCAGAUACCUCUACAUAUGCACCGCUUAUGGAAAAUGUAGUUCCCACACCUCUCCAUGGACACAUGAAUCGACAAGAAGGGUUGGCUGAAGAGCAUCCAUAUAGUGGCAUUCCCAUGCAAGAUCCAGAAGUGUCAAUAAAGGAGCUGAGAGUGAAAAGGGAUAGUUUUGCCCAGAGAAUGAGCGAACUUGAAAAAAAUCAGUCUCUAGAGAAGGAAGUGCUUACAAAGGAGGCAAAAAUGAAAAGAGACAGUUCAAUCCAGAAAAUGAGUGAACCUGGAAAUAAUUGGUCUUUAGAAAAGGAAAAUAUUGUUUCUUCACAUCCAUAUGACAGUUCUGCUCCAAAUUAUAUUCCUAGGGAAGCUUCAGGUGCAAACUCUGCAGCAGACACUGGUGCGCCUUUGUUGCCUACAAAGAAUCAUAAAAAACAUCAGGUAUCCAUACAGAGUGCAAUACCCCAUGAAGCUGUUAGUGGAGAUGACCAUUUUUACGCAUCCAGUAAAGCAUUUGCUCCUGGUUAUGCCGACUCAGAGGCUGAUCCACUUGACUUUAGCUGUCUUGAACCACAAAUGCUACCUCAGAGGAUUUUUCAUUCUGAAAGAAUUCCCAGGGAACAGGCUGAAAUGAACCGUCUGUCGAAGUCUGAGGAUUCUUUUGAUCCUCAGGUUCUAAUAAGCCAUGCUCGCUCUGAUUGUUCUCAUCAAAUCAUGGAAUCAGUUGAUAAAUUGCAUGAUGGAGAUGUGGCUUCGCAGACAGAGCAGUCGAUCUCAUCUGCAAAACCACCAUAUACAAAUCCUCAAAUUGUAGAUGAUGGACUCACACAGGCUAAGAAGUAUGUAGAGGUAGUUGAUAAUAAUAAUAAAAUGAAUCUCAUAAUUUCUGAGGGUUUUGAGUCAAAGUCCCAGAAGUCUGAGCUAAAGCCUGUGGUAUUACCUUCACCUGUGGAUAGCGAUGAUAUUACUCAGGUCACGAAUAGUUAUAAAGAACACUAUAAUGACGGAGAAAUAUCAGGACUGAAUCAUCCAAUAGCAAGCCACGGAACUUCAAUCAAGCGUCAGGAGGAUUCUGCUUCUAAGGCACCAGAGUCUCAUGGUGGUGAUGUAACUGUUAAUAUGAAUGCUGGGAAUAACACUAAGGGGAAUGCACAACCUUUAUCUCAUUCAGAGAACCCAGUUGGAGCUCUUCCUCAAGGGGAGUCCUCUGUUGGUGUUGGCACUUCAGAGCAGGGAGACAUACUUAUUGAUAUUAAUGACCGUUUCCCACGUGAUUUCUUGUCUGAUAUGUUCUUCAAGGCUAGAAUAUCUGAGGACAUGGCAAUAAUCAAUCCACUGCCUACUGAUGGAACUGGCUUGAGUUUGAAUGUGGUGAAUCACGAGCCUAAGCAUUGGUCCUUCUUUCAAAAGUUGGCCCAAGAUGACUUUGUUAGAAAUGAUGUUUCCCUUAUGGAUCAAGAUCAUCUUGGUUUCUCGCCCCCACUUACUAACAUUGAAGAAGGAACUCCAAUAGAUUAUGGUUUUCCACCUUUGAAUACCAACGGAGUUCCCUUUGUUCCUAUGGAUUCCCAUAUCAAUUUUGAUGCUGAUAUUCAGAAACAGUCAUCUGAUGCAGUUGGGCCUGACACCACAGAUUUGCGUUCAGAUUACACUCCUUCUCAGAUUAAUGCAAGCGAAAGUGUGCAGUUCGAUGGUCUGGUGAACACAAGAACACCUGAAUCUGAUAAUGAGGAUGGGAAGUUAGAAGCUCAGCAUACUGGUGCAUCUCUUGUUGAUCUUUCUCUAGGAGAGUUUGAUAUCAGCACCUUGCAGAUCAUUAAGAAUGAAGAUCUUGAAGAGCUGAAGGAAUUAGGUUCUGGAACUUUUGGGACUGUCUAUCAUGGAAAAUGGAGGGGAACAGAUGUCGCCAUUAAGCGAAUAAAGAAAAGCUGUUUCACAGGGCGUUCAUCUGAGCAAGAGAGGCUGACGGUUGAGUUCUGGCGUGAAGCUGAUAUUCUCUCAAAGCUUCACCAUCCCAAUGUGGUGGCAUUUUACGGUGUGGUACAGGAUGGACCAGGAGCAACACUUGCUACCGUGACAGAAUUCAUGGUGAAUGGUUCCCUUAGACAUGUUUUGCUUUGCAAGGACAGAUAUCUUGAUCGUCGAAAGCGGCUCAUUAUUGCAAUGGAUGCGGCUUUUGGAAUGGAAUAUUUGCAUUCGAAGAAUAUUGUGCAUUUUGAUUUGAAAUGUGACAACUUGCUUGUGAACUUGAAAGAUCCUUUACGACCAAUAUGCAAGGUGGGUGACUUUGGGUUGUCAAAAAUUAAAAGAAAUACAUUAGUUACUGGUGGUGUUAGGGGAACCCUGCCGUGGAUGGCUCCAGAGCUAUUAAAUGGUAGCAGCAGUAAGGUGUCUGAAAAGGUUGAUGUGUUUUCCUUCGGCAUUGUUCUGUGGGAGAUUCUUACUGGGGAUGAGCCUUAUGCCAAUAUGCAUUAUGGAGCGAUUAUAGGGGGCAUUGUGAACAACACAUUGAGACCACCCGUUCCAAGCUACUGCGACCCUGAAUGGCGAUUACUAAUGGAGCAGUGUUGGGCCCCAGAUCCAGUGGUCCGCCCAUCAUUCACUGAAAUUGCUAGGCGCUUACGUGUGAUGUCUGCAGCAUGUCCAACAAAACCACAGGGUUAUCAGGCACAAAACCAGGUACCCAAGUAAUGGCGUAUGUUCCCCUCAUGUAGGGCUUUGAUUUACCUCUUAUAGUGAUGAGUUCUUUAUUCCAAUAAACUCCGUAAAGGUGUUGUGUAUCAUAUGAGUGGGGAGAAUGGGCUCCCGUCAAGAGUGUGAGAGUAUAGGUUGGUUGGUUUCAGAAUAAUUACUGGAAAAGAAUAUGGUUUUUUUUGCAAAAAUCCUGAAGAAAUCAAUUUUAUAUGUAAAGCUAUUAUUUGUAUCUAAUGAAAAUGCAAACUGGCCUUGGGUA
This is a messenger RNA of Cornus florida, 4777 nucleotides long. RefSeq lists its product as uncharacterized. The record is from RefSeq and is a predicted model, not a curated record. The transcript is spliced from 9 exons. NCBI's taxonomy places the organism in Eukaryota, Viridiplantae, Streptophyta, Magnoliopsida, Cornales, Cornaceae. Gene Ontology annotation, biological process: protein phosphorylation; signal transduction. The coding region runs from base 568 to 4515 and encodes 1315 amino acids. Gene Ontology annotation, cellular component: cytoplasm. Gene Ontology annotation, molecular function: protein kinase activity; ATP binding; protein binding.